UAUCAUUUUAAAGAUCUAUUAGAUGAUCACUUGUUUUCUCCUCGGGCGGAACCAUUCUCAGAGCCUCGCUGUUUCCACCCGGAGCAGAGAAGUUCCCAGACAUGGCAUCCUGCACGCGGACUGUGUGGAAAGUUUUGUCAGGAUGUCCGAGGCCUCUGCUCGGCGCCGGUGGUCCCAGCUACACGGGCGUCUCUCAAGCUGCACAGAGGAAACUCCCCGUCAGGACCUUUGCUGCCGUCAGGACACAAAAGAAAGACAAGAAAGAGGAAGCGGAGAAAGAGGUGAAGAAGGAGAAGAAGGUUAUCGAUGACGCCAACAGACACAAGCCCUAUGGCAAGACGGCGUGGGCGCCCGUGGAUGACGUGUACAUUUUGAGGCACUACCCCAGGACCAUGUACAACCCGGCGGACGCCAUCGAGCUGCUGAAGAACUUCCAGGUGUUGGACUUCACUCCGCUCAGUCAACCCGUUUAUAUCGACCUGAAGCUGGACAUGAAACUGGAGAAGAAGAAAAAAGUGGACUCCUUCGUCAGCACCGUGCACUUACCUCACCCCUUCAAGACGGAGAUGAACAAAGUUCUGGUCUUCACUGAGGAUCCUAAUCAAGCUAAAGUCGCCCAGGAGAACGGGGCAGUUGUAGCUGGAGGAGCAGAACUCAUACAGCAGAUCUUAGACGACGAGAUUUCAGCCGACUUCUACGUGGCCGUUCCAGAUAUCCUGCCGAAGCUUGUGCCGCUAAAAAACAAACUGAGGAAGAAGUUUCCGAAGAGCAAGAGAGGUUCCGUUGGCGUGAACAUCCCCAAAAUGUUGGCGUUGUUUAAAAUGGGUCACGAGUACAUGGUGGAGAGCGACCGCUUCGUCAGGACCCAGAUCGCCACGCUGGACAUGCCCAGAGAGCAGAUCUUCGCCAACCUGCGGAGCAUCCUGAUCGAUGUCUGCUCCCACCGACCGGCCAACAUGGGACCUUUCAUCCAGCGAGCGAUCAUCGGCAGCCACACCAGCGAAGCUCUGUGGUUCAGAAGUGAAGACGUUUUACCCAAACCAGCGGAGAAGAAGGAGGAAUGAGACGUGUUUCACAUUGUAUAUAAUCAUUGUACUGAAUAAAGUGUUUGUUCUCCUGA
Messenger RNA from Hippoglossus stenolepis (Pacific halibut), 1120 nucleotides. RefSeq names its product mitochondrial ribosomal protein L1 (gene mrpl1). The transcript is spliced from 9 exons. Bases 102 to 1064 code for a protein of 320 amino acids. The record is from RefSeq and is a predicted model, not a curated record. NCBI's taxonomy places the organism in Eukaryota, Metazoa, Chordata, Actinopteri, Pleuronectiformes, Pleuronectidae.